AUGGCCCCCGACAUAUCCCAGCUGGGAGCAAAUGGUACCACGGAUACCAAUGGCCACAAUGACGGCUACGUCAUUCCAAACAUCACUUUCCGGUCUCCCGAGAACAGAAGAAUGAAAGUCCUGACAAUUGGUGCUGGAGUAUCUGGGAUUAUGAUGGCUUACAAGAUCCAAAAGCAAUGCCAGAACGUGGAACAUGUCAUAUAUGAGAAGAACGAAGACGUUGGAGGAACAUGGCUGGAGAACAGGUACCCUAAUGCAGCUUGCGAUGUUCCCUCACAUGCCUGCACUUUCAACUUUGCUCUUAAUCCAGAUUGGCCUCUCUAUGCGAGUCGAUCUCCUGACAUAUGGAAGUACUUGGACAAAGUCUGUGAGGUGUUCGAUCUUCGAAAGUACAUGACUUUCAAUACAGCAGUUGUGGGAUGCUACUGGAAUAAGGAAGAAGGCCAAUGGACCGUCAGGCUUUGCCAGACCAAGGCUGGCUCGGCGCCUAAAGAGUUUGAGGAAAAGUGCGAUCUACUUCUUCAUGCAACUGGCAUUUUGAACAACUUCAAAUGGCCGGAUAUCGAGGGGUUGGACAAAUUCAAAGGCAGAGUUGUCCACACUGCUGCCUGGCCAAAGGACUACCAAGAAGAGCAAUGGAAGAACGAUUCAGUCGCGAUCAUUGGCUCGGGAGCCUCAUCGAUCCAAACCCUACCAGGCAUGCAGCCUUUUGUGAAGCACAUUGAUGUGUACGUUCGAACAGCGAUCUGGUUCAUAUCUAUCGCAGGUAAUGACGGUAUUGCCACGCCAUAUGCAGAAGAGCAGCGCAAAGAAUUUCGAACAAAUACAAAGGCAUUGGUGGAGCAUGCCAGAUACUUGGAAGGGCAACUUAAUGGUCUCUGGGAUUUGUUCUUCACCAAUUCAGAAGGACAGAAAGCGGCGCAGCAAAUGUUUGCUGCAAGAAUGGCCGAGCAUAUCAAGGAUGAAAGGCUGUUGAAGGGGUUCACACCCAAAUUUGACAUUGGCUGUCGAAGAAUCACUCCAGGUGAUCCAUACUUGAAGGCUAUCCAAGAGCCAAAUGUCGAUGUACACUUUGCUGCAGUGAACAAGAUUACUGAAGAUUCAGUGAUCGACACUGACGGAAACGCGAAAAAGGUCGACACGCAACCGGCUUCGAUUUGGCCAGUUGAGAACGGAUCAGUGAUGGGGCCUUUGAACUAUGUUGGCGACUAUGCAAUUAAGUUCAUCAAAAAGAUGCAAGGCGAGGCGAUUCGGUCGAUUGCCCCGAAACAAGAUAUCACUGAUGCCUUCAACGCACAUACCCAGAGUUCAUCAAGCACACGGUCUGGUCAAGUGACUGUAGAGCUUGGUUCCGAAACAACGAAACCGGAAAAGUCAAUGCAGUGUUCCCAGGCAGCUCGCUUCACUACUGUCAGGUUAUCCAAGAGCCCAGAUACGAAGAUUACAAUAUCACAUACCAGAACAGGCACAAUCCGUAGAUGGGCAUACCUUGGCUUUGGCUUCACCUACGAAGACAUGAACAAGACCAAGGAGGGUGUCGAUCUCACUCCAUACCUCAGUGAGGAAGCCAUCGACCCUAAGUGGAUGGAAGAAGUAAUCAAGACCGGGGCGCUCGUCGCAGAUCGAGAAGUCCAAAUGCCUCAGCCGGCCAACCAGUAG
This is a messenger RNA of Cadophora gregata, 1659 nucleotides long. RefSeq lists its product as uncharacterized. The record is from RefSeq and is a predicted model, not a curated record. Gene Ontology annotation, molecular function: flavin adenine dinucleotide binding; NADP binding; N,N-dimethylaniline monooxygenase activity. The coding region runs from base 1 to 1659 and encodes 552 amino acids. The transcript is spliced from 8 exons. NCBI's taxonomy places the organism in Eukaryota, Fungi, Ascomycota, Leotiomycetes, Helotiales, Ploettnerulaceae.